Molecule: messenger RNA, 1032 nt
Organism: Saprolegnia parasitica CBS 223.65
Lineage: Eukaryota; Oomycota; Saprolegniomycetes; Saprolegniales; Saprolegniaceae
Exons: 3
Coding region: 1-1032 (343 amino acids)
Molecular function (GO): monooxygenase activity; oxidoreductase activity, acting on paired donors, with incorporation or reduction of molecular oxygen; iron ion binding
Source: RefSeq, a predicted model, not a curated record
AUGACCAAGGACCUGCGUGUGUUCAAGCCCGUGCUUGGACAGUUCAUCGCGCAUUUUGAGUCAUCGGGCAAGGCGCGCGCGGCAGUCGGUAGCUUGAUGCCAUUCCACGUCUUUGUGCAAGGAUCCGCCGAUGACUGGGCGCGGGUGCGCAAGGUGCUUUCGCACGCGUUGGCGCAGCAAGACCUCGAGCGCAUCCCAUCCAUGGCGAGUUCGAAGGUCAACGCGCUCGAUGCGUUGCCGUCGUCCGGUACUAGCAUCGGCGUCGUGCCCGAGGUCGUGAUGCCCAAGCUCGCCUUCGACAUGCGCACUGUGCUGCCGCUGCCGUGGGCGUGGCGCUUGCCGUGGACUCGCAACCGCGACGUCCCCCGAGCGCACGUUCCGUCGCUCGUAGCCGCGCGAGGCGUUCUUGGCCCACCAUCGUCGCUUCUGGACGCGAUGGUGGCCGCAACGCCCGAUGGCAAACUCUCGACAAAAGAACUGCGUGACAACCUCCUCGCUCUCCUCUUUGAUAAGACGGCGCAUGCGCUUUCGAUCCUCUUCGACCUCCUUGCGAUGUACCCGGCGGUGCAAGACGAGCUCUACGCAGAGCUGCUCGACGCGUUCCCCAACGGCGCCAGUGAGAUUGCAAAUGCAGCGUCGAGCCCGCUAGGCGCCGUGCCGUACUUGUGCUGGACAGUUGACGAAGUGCUGCGCUUGAAGGCCGCCGUGCCCGUCAUCAGCCGCCAAUGUGUGUCGCCGUGCGUCAUAAACGGCGUCGAGGUCCGCGCCGGCGACGACGUGCUCAUCGACGGUGGCAGUGCCUGCCGGGACGAUGACUGCGGUCCUGGUCAUUUCGACUUGGACGAGUUUCGUCCAUCGCGCUUUGGCGACACACGUGCCGCACUCGACAAGUCGGUGCUGCUGUCGUUUGGCGCAGGAAAGCCUCUAUGCCCCGGGCGCAAUAUCGCGCCCCCCCCGCUGCUGUUCGACCUCAAGCUCACCGUCACGACGCGCGCGGGCGACGGCACGAUGGUCUGGACAAAGCGCAAGUAG